Molecule: messenger RNA, 1181 nt
Organism: Aegilops tauschii subsp. strangulata
Lineage: Eukaryota; Viridiplantae; Streptophyta; Magnoliopsida; Poales; Poaceae
Product: membrane protein PM19L
Source: RefSeq, a predicted model, not a curated record
ACAGCCACCCGGAGUUGUUCUUCCUCCGGGCUCCGGCGAGGGCGGCAAGCAACGAACAAAUCCCAGCUGCAUGCACUGCCCCGCGCCACAUGCAUAUGCAUUCGUUCAUGUAUAUAAACCGCGAAGCGCCGAAGCCGUCCAGUUUCUGAAAGCGCGCGUCAGGCAUUCCAUCCCAGUAUUUACUGCCUCAAUCGUCAGACCAUCAGCGACAGAGAGCUCCUGUAAAUAACCCGAGUGGCGGUAUUCUGCGGAAGUGCAGCACGUACGUCCGGCGAAAAUGGUCGACAACUUGAAGCCCGUGGCCCUCUUCCUGCUGAUGCUCAACUUGUGCAUGUACCUCAUCAUCGCCAUCAUCGGCGGGUGGGCGGUCAACUUGGCCAUCGACCGCGGCUUCAUCAUAGGGCCCGAGCUGCGUCUCCCGGCGCAUUUCCACCCGAUAUUCUUCCCCAUCGGGAACUGGGCCACCGGCUUCUUCGUGGUGUUCGCGCUGCUCGCCGGCGUCGUCGGCGCGGCCUCCUGCAUCGUCGGCUUCACUCACGUCCGCUUCUGGAACUACAGCAGCCUGCAGCCCGCGGCGUCGCUCGGUCUGCUCGCCUGGGCGCUCACCGUCCUAGCCAUGGGGCUGGCUUGCCAGGAGAUCAGUUUCGACCGAAGAAACGCGAAGCUGGGGACCAUGGAGGCGUUCACGAUCGUCCUGUCACUGACGCAGCUCGUCUACAUCCUCACGAUCAAGGCGGGCGGUCACGGGCCCGUCCAGGUGGAACGACACAACGCCUUGGGCCGCUGAUCGGGUCGGAGGAUACGUACGCCUGAGAAGGAGCAGAGCCGCCGGAGAAAGUUUGCUUUGUUGUCCUUGUGCUUUUCGUUUGAUGUGAUGAUUCUUUGAGUGGGAUUGGUGAAAUGCGGGUUGGCGUUGUAGUAAUAAACUUGUGUGUUCCUCUGGCCUUUGGAUUUAUUGAUUGAUGAAUUCAAGCAUCUGGAAAAUCUGAUUUGUUAGGACGUGCAACAAAUCGUCGUCACAAUACAUACGUGUUUUCUUUAUAAAGAGAGCUACUACUCCGAUUUCUAUUAAGAGAAAUCACAAUGAUGUUACAGCUACCAAAACAAGCAGAAAAUAAAUGAAAACAACGACGCAUGAUCUUUUUUAUUUUCCGAAGAUAACCUCAGACCUAUUAACCAGC